AUGGCUAAAUUGCUAUGUGAGUCCGGCGCCAGUUUCGACCAACCGAACAGAAAUGAUGUCACUGCAAGGGACGCAGCCCUCCGGAUUGGAGGACAAAUGCUCGAGGACCUCAAACGUGAUAUUCCAGCUCCAUGGGAAGGCUAUAGAGAGUCCGUUUCCGAAGGUGAAAUGGAUGGGCCAGUUUUGCAAGCAGGAGAAUCCAGCGAGCCCCAUGACGACGUCAACCGAGAUAACGUGGAAUCCCAGAGUGCUAGCUUCUUGCGCAACUGUGACGACUCUUCCGAGACGAUGGGGACCUCAUAUGCGCCGCUGGAAGGGGUGCAAUGUCCCGCUAUCGUGUCCAACCAGAUGGACAUGCUCCCUUCCAUGGUGGCCGACGACCAGGACGUACCAAUGGGCGGAAUAAACGGUACGGGGGACGAAGUCAAUGUGCCUGACGUUAAUGUCGAUUUACCAAGCAACUAUUUCCACGACCUAGGCGAUGACCUCUUCAUGAACCCCUGGCAAGACGCGUGA
Cladophialophora immunda is the source of this 516-nucleotide messenger RNA. RefSeq lists its product as uncharacterized. The record is from RefSeq and is a predicted model, not a curated record. The transcript has 2 exons. Bases 1 to 516 code for a protein of 171 amino acids. Lineage: Eukaryota; Fungi; Ascomycota; Eurotiomycetes; Chaetothyriales; Herpotrichiellaceae.